CACCGAUUAUAACAGCGAAGCAAAGCACUCCGUGGAUGCAGCGCCAGUUGGAGCAAACGUCAGAUCAGAGGGGAAGUUGGCUCCUGGAUUUGAAGAGGUUAAAAGUGUUCAAGAAAUGGCAACAAUAAAAGGAUUAGGAAGGAACAUUCCUUACUUGAGGCAACAGUUCGCAGCCUUAUUAGGAAACACGAGUGCUAGUGUUAAAUUCAUAUGCGUAGUCGUGUUGUUUUCAUACUGCCUGUCUUACUCUGAGGAGGCUGUACGGAUACUGAGUGUAACACCAGGUUAUCUUUUACCACCUGCAUUCUGGAUCUGGACAGCUUUUACGUUCUGCUUUCUUGAAAUACAUUUUUGGGAAGUAUGCGUCGACAUAAUCACCGUAGGUCUUUGCGGGAAGCUAAUAGAACCCCUGUGGGGCGCUAUGGAAAUGAUGACAUUCUUUGCUAUCGUCAAUUUUGGUGUUGCCGUUCAAUCUGCUCUGUUCUAUCUCUUCCUCUACAUGUGCACCAAUGACACUGAUCUACUAUUUGACAUACACAUUCACGGGUUAACAGGAUAUAUUGCAGGCGUCAGCGUGGCUGUGAAACAGAUAAUGCCAGAUCACAUCUUGGUAAAAACCCCGAUAGGGAAAAUAUCAAACAGGAAUAUUCCUCUGAUGGUUUGGAUCGUUGCGCUACUACUCUGGCUUCUUGGUUUACUGGAAGGAACGCAUCCAACAAUGUUUCUGAGCGGUCUUCUCAUUUCGUGGAUUUAUCUUCGCUUCUAUCAGAGACACAAUAAUGGAACAAGGGGCGAUAUGGCUGAUAACUUCACUUUUGCCAGUUUCUUUCCCAAUGUAUUGCAGCCACCCAUAGCAGUUAUGGGAAAUACAGUACAUGGAUUUCUAGUCCGGGUCGGUAUCUGCAAAAAAGUUGUUCGCAGAUUUGACAUGUCAAAUGCACCUCCAGGCCUGGUAAUCAGUUUACCAGGAAUCGAUCCUCACGACAGCGAAAGGCGUAGACAAAUAGCAUUAAAAGCUCUUAGUGAGAGGUUAAGUAAGGAUCAUGCUAAACCUUGGCAACCAGAUAGAAGUAAGAAGCAUUCACCUGUUCCCCCAGCUGUAUCGAUCCCAAUUCCCGAAUCAACGACACCAAAGCCACUGGCGUCUCCGUUAAUUCCUCAGACCAGCGUAAACAUACACAAUCACCCGUCCACAAGCACGUGAUCACCCAGAAUUGACUGAUUUCAAUGAUAUUGUAAAAAUUGGCAAAGGUUUCGCAAAAUGAUCUCAUAUGUGCAAGAUUUGGUAUACAAAGU
This is a messenger RNA of Diprion similis, 1296 nucleotides long. Its product is annotated as transmembrane protein 115. NCBI's taxonomy places the organism in Eukaryota, Metazoa, Arthropoda, Insecta, Hymenoptera, Diprionidae. Gene Ontology annotation, biological process: retrograde vesicle-mediated transport, Golgi to endoplasmic reticulum. The transcript has 4 exons. Gene Ontology annotation, cellular component: membrane; Golgi apparatus. Bases 116 to 1204 code for a protein of 362 amino acids. The record is from RefSeq and is a predicted model, not a curated record.